Messenger RNA from Acanthosepion pharaonis, 717 nucleotides. NCBI's taxonomy places the organism in Eukaryota, Metazoa, Mollusca, Cephalopoda, Sepiida, Sepiidae. The record is from the annotation of a GenBank genome assembly.
AUGGCCGACACGAAAGAAAAAAAGGAAGUAAGAAAUAAAGAAGAAAGCGGCAACUUCUUCUUCUUCUUCUCUUCUUCUUCUUCUUCUUCUUCUCCCAUAUCUUCUUCUUCCCCUUCUUCCUUCCUGCUCCUCCUCCUCUUACUUUCUUUUCCUCUUCUUCUUAUUCACCUUUUUCUUCUUUCCCUUCUUCUCCAUCUUCUUCUUCCACCUUUUCUCCCCUUCUUCUUCUUCCAAUUCUUUUUCGUCUUCCUCUUCUUCUUUAUCCUCUUCUCCCCCUUCUUCUUUUUCUUCUUUCUUUUCCUCCUUGUUACCCCUCACUUUUUUCUUCUUCCCCUUCUUCCAUUCUUCUUCAUCCUUUUCACCUCAUUCUUUUUCUCUUUUCUUCUUCUUCUUCUUCUUCCAUAUCUUCUUUCUUCUUCCUCCUCCUCCUCCUCUUACUUUCUUUUCCCUUCUUCCUAUUCACUUUUUUUUUCCUUCUUUCCAUCUUCUUCUUCCUCCUUUUCUCCCCUUCUUCUUCUUCAAUUCUUUUUCGUCUUUCUUACCCUCCCGUUUUUUUUUUCUUCUUUCUUUUCCCCUUGUUACCCCUCACUUUUUUCUUCUUCCCCUUCUUCCAUUCUUCUUCAUCCUUUUCACCUCAUUCUUUUCUUCUUCUUCUUCUUCUUCUUCUUCUUCUUCAUCAUCAUCAUCUUCUUCUUGUCCUAUCCUUUCAGACAGUGA